Biomphalaria glabrata is the source of this 2877-nucleotide messenger RNA. RefSeq names its product glutathione synthetase-like. Lineage: Eukaryota; Metazoa; Mollusca; Gastropoda; Planorbidae. The transcript has 13 exons. Gene Ontology annotation, molecular function: ATP binding; glutathione synthase activity; glutathione binding. Gene Ontology annotation, cellular component: cytosol. Gene Ontology annotation, biological process: glutathione biosynthetic process. The record is from RefSeq and is a predicted model, not a curated record. Bases 234 to 1697 code for a protein of 487 amino acids.
UAUAGAUCUAAUCUUUAUGGCAUAUUAUCAAACUCUUAACUAAAAGAUGAAAUGGUCUGUGGUCUGGAUAAAAUCCUUACAACUUUCGAUAUUAGAGGGUUUAUAUAUAGACUUCUAGAUCUAAAUUCCACACUAUUAAAUAGACAAAUGAUUUAACUACAGGUAUUGAGGUAACAGAUGACAGAGCAAAAAAGCUAACCAUUACACAUACACAAGGCUGGCAGACCAGAGACAUGGCUACAAGCAUUAAAGAUAUUGUAUUGUCAAACAAAAGAUUAAAUGAAAUUUUAGACAUUGCUAAUGACUGGUCUUUAUGUCAUGGGAUCAGUAUUUUAGAUUCAGGAGAUGCUGAGAAUGAUGGUAAGAAAGCAAUCACUGCACCAUUCAGUCUUUUCCCAAGUGUUGUUCCAGCUCAAAUUCUACGACAGGCCCAAAAGUCAAUGAAACAUUUCAAUCUGCUCAUGCAUAAAGUUGCCUUGGACCAUUCCUUUCUUGAGAACUCUUUAAAGAAUGUUAUUCAAGCUGAUGAUUUCAUGAAACAUUUAUGGGAUAUUUAUUUACAAGUGAGAGAAGUAGGAAUCAAACAGCCUUUCCAUUUUGGACUCUUUAGAAAUGACUUCAUGAUGAAUUGCUUGAAGCCAAUCUCUGCUGGUGAUCUAGUUACAGCUGAUCAAUUGGAGCUCAAGCAAAUAGAAUUUAAUGCCAUUUCUUCAAGCUUUGCUGGACUUACAGAACAAAUCAGUCAAUUACACAGGCUUACGCUUAGAAUGGUUGGCAAAAAGUUUGAAUCUCAGCAGCUGCCAGAGAAUAAAGCUGCAACUGGGUUUGCUGAGGGUUUGGCAAAGGCUUGGGAACUUUAUGGUAAUGCUAAUGCAGUUAUCCUGUAUAUAGUCAGUAGUAAUGAAAGAAAUGUGAUAGACCAGCGGUGGUUAGAGUUUCAACUCUAUGAAACACAUCCACAUAUCACAGUGCUCAGGAAAACUUUCUUGGAUAUCAACAACUUAGGAGUCUUAGACGGUAACAGUGUACUCACAGUAAAUGGCAUGGAAGUAGCUGUUGUUUAUUUGAGAGAUGGCUACACAGCUGAAAAUUACUCAUCAGAAGAGGAAUGGAAUGGACGCUUGAAGCUAGAACUAUCUACCGCCAUAAAAUGCCCCUCAAUACAAUACCAACUGAUGGGUUCUAAAAAGAUCCAACAAGAACUAGCUAGGCCAGGGGCUGUGGAAAGGUUUAUAUCUGAUGCAAGUGUGGUUGAGGAUUUGAGACGGACAUUUGCUGACCUCUAUAGUUUAGAUCUGGGUCCUGAAGGCGAUGAAGCUGUAGAGAAAGCACUGGCUUCACCUGAGAAAUUUGUUCUUAAACCACAGAGAGAAGGCGGAGGACAUAAUCUCUACUCAGAGGACAUUACAAAGUUUUUCACCUUGCAUAGAAACUCCAAACAGAGAGAAGGUUACAUUCUGAUGCAAAGAAUUUUCCCAUGGCAACAGAAGAACUACCUGGUCAAGAGAGGAGUUCCCUUUCAACUUUCUGAUGUAGUUAGUGAAUUAGGAAUCUAUGGGGUUUACAUUGGAUCUACUGAGCAAGAAAUUGCCAACUACCAGUGUGGUCAUAUGAUGAGAACUAAAAUAACAGGGACAGAUGAAGGUGGUGUGGUAGCUGGGUUUGCAGUGCUAGACACACCAUUUGUGAUAGACUAAGUGAACACGUACACAUUACGGCCACUAUAUAAUGAAAAAACUUGAUGUAACAAAUAACACGUCUGACCAAUUUUUAUAACAGUGCCCAGCAAUCAGGUUCAUUUAUUUUUUUCUUCACUUUUUAUUAUUGUUCAUCUUUUAUCAGGAAAUAAUCAUAGGAGAAUGUGGCAGUCUUUAUGAGACUAGGUCAAGAUUAAAAUAGAUUCAAUUUGUCCCUGUUGAUCCAGCUUUUUCUUGUUUUUUUCAACCCUAAUGUUUUAUCCUCUCACUGCUUGUUCAUUGUGCAUUACUGAAGUUUAAUCUGUAUCUUAUUUGAUAUGUUGAGAGAUGUUUGUGUGUUUCUGGAGUAGACAAAAUCGAAUCGUUUUGAUGUAAUAGAAUUUCAAAUUAUUUGGAUGUAAUUGAUGAAUCAAUAUUUUAAAUUUGUUGACCACCAUCAUUUGAUCUACAUGUUAUUCCUCUACAUUUUUCUGCCAGUUAGAGUCUGUCCUGCCAAGUUCCUUUCGUCUCACUAAUACACAAUAAUAUUUUCACUUUACUCUUUUUUUUACAGCAAAUUUUAUUUUUUUAGCUUUGGGCAUUACUAUUUAUUUAUUUUAUUGUUUGAAAAUUGUUGAUGAAAAUGAUGAAUAUUUUUAUUCUCAAAUAAUUUUGGAUAUAAUUUUGGAUGAAAAUAGGAUUACUCUAAAAGGACUAUCAUGAAAUUAAGCAGCUAAAACUUUUUAAAAAGUUACUUUUAAAUUGUUUUUGAAUAAAAAUUAUAAAUUCUGUAUUGGUUGGCUAAAAGUUAGAAAGAUAUGCUACUGGCAUUGCUUCUCCAAAAAGAUUGUUAUGGUUUACUAUUUUGAAGGAGUUUUAAUGAUGUGCAUCACAUCUUAUACAGAAACUGGUUGUAAAAGACCCUCUAGCUGUAAUGUUACUAUUGAUUUUUUUGUUACACAGGGUAUUGUAAAAUAUUUGGAAUAGGUCAUUUAGUUUUUUAUUAAAUGAAAUUAAAUUCAAUUUAAUCCAGAUUUUAUUAUACAUAUUUUUUGGUAUUGAAAAUAUUUUCAAUUUUAUUGCAAUAUUUACAUUUUAUUCAACUUAUGAUUUUUUUUUGUUCUUUGGGAAAACUGUGAAUAUAUUUAUGACAUUAUAAUUAUGAUAAAUAAAAAGAAUAUAUAUUUAUAAUGUAAUGUUA